Messenger RNA from Anguilla rostrata (American eel), 3049 nucleotides. Its product is annotated as serine/threonine-protein kinase NIM1. The transcript has 4 exons. Bases 192 to 1529 code for a protein of 445 amino acids. Gene Ontology annotation, molecular function: ATP binding; protein serine/threonine kinase activity; tau-protein kinase activity. Gene Ontology annotation, biological process: protein phosphorylation; microtubule cytoskeleton organization; intracellular signal transduction. The record is from RefSeq and is a predicted model, not a curated record. Lineage: Eukaryota; Metazoa; Chordata; Actinopteri; Anguilliformes; Anguillidae. Gene Ontology annotation, cellular component: cytoplasm.
AGUACGUUUGUCUGUCUGUUUCCAUGGCAUUGACGUUGUGUCCUGUAUGAGAGCUUCUUACAGAUAUUAAUACAUCCUGGUAAUAGGAUUAAGACUGAGCCGGAUGUACGCAGGUUUAUCCCCUUUUUUGUGUUGAGAGGGUCUGUGCACAUGCAAGAGGCAGCAUCUUUACUCAGCUGUAGUCACUGAGAAUGAAGGACCCUCAGCUACCAGGGAACGGUGGCCAGCAGUCAUGGCUGAAGCACCGGGAGGAGAGGAAGAUGAAGGUGAGCGAGGCUGCUGGCAGGGAGAUGAGAAGGGAGGCAGUCCAAACGCAGCCAACGCCAGAGAUGCCACCGAAAUGCUCCCCCUUCGAAAGGGUCAUCUUUGAAAUAACCCACAACGAGACGGUGGCCAACGAGGUCGCGCUGGGGCGGCGGGUUGCCUUCUACGAGCUCCGCGGAGAAAUAGGCCGAGGCAACUUCUCCACUGUCCGGCUGGGGGUUCACACCCUGACCAAAGAGAGGGUCGCAGUCAAGAUUCUUGAUAAAGUGCGUCUGGAUAAGAAAACGCAGUCCCUCUUUGCCUCGGAGAUCUCCUGCAUGGAGCAGCUAUCCCACCCUAAUAUUGUGCGCCUGUAUGAGGUGCUGGAAACAGUAAAGCAUCUGUAUCUGGUAAUGGAGUAUGGCAGCGGAGGAGAUCUCUUCUAUCGCGUCACCACUAGAGGGUGCCUGUCUGACCUGGAGAGCAAGCUCAUUUUUGGCCAGAUCGUGUCUGCUGUGAAGUACAUGCAUGACAACAACAUAGUGCACAGAGACCUGAAGGCAGAGAACAUCUUUUACACCACGAGCUACUGCAUUAAAGUGGGAGACUUUGGCUUCAGCACCGUGAGCGCCCCUGAUGAGGUUCUCGCCACCUUCUGUGGCUCUCCGCCGUAUGCGGCGCCCGAGCUCUUUAAGAACAAAGGCUACGUCGGCCGCUACGUGGACGUCUGGGCCCUGGGGGUCCUGCUGUACUUCAUGGUGACGGCUUGCAUGCCCUUCCGCGCGGACAACAUGACAAAGCUGAAGCGCUGCAUCUCGCACGGGGCCUACUGCCUGCCCGCCCACCUGCCCGAGCCCUGCCGGCAGGUCAUCAGGAGCAUGCUGAGGCCCGUGCCCCAGGACCGGCCCUCCGUGACCCAGGUCAUGGCCAGCCCGUGGCUUAGAGGGGUGGAGUACCCCGAGCCUUACCCCGCCUUAAGCCCGACUCCCGCCCACCUGGCCGGGCCCUCGCGGGCGCUCCGCGAGGACGAGCGGGAGGUGAAAGCAGCGCUGGCGCUGGCGGGCAUCACCGACGCCCACCUGCGGAACAACCCCUGCGCGGACUCCCGGAGCCCCAUCACGGGGAUCUACCGUAUCAUCGCGCACCGCGCCCAGAAGAGGAGCUCCGCGGAGGCCGUGGGCUACUCUACCGUGUACCCUGAUGACUUCCAACACCGCAGGCUCUUGACCCGAGCCAGCGCGGCUAUUAAGAAGCACAACCCGUCUGCCGUGUGCGCCAUCCUGUAGGGGGCGCUACAGCGGACAGGGCACAGUGACCACCUGCAACAAGAAGCUUUUUUAAAAUUCUUCAUAUGCUACAUUUUCUCUACGCAACAACUGUUUGGAUCGGUGAAUAGGACCUUGAAAAUGCUAGGUGUGCGGCGGUAACUGUCCAAAAGGAAUGGCAGGUUAAAGUGAAUGCAGCUUGUUGUACAGUGUGGUCAAUAAUGGAAAUAUACAAUGGUGGAAAAGUGUAUGUGGAGUGAGAUGGCCAUAUGCGAAUGGCACUUGGAAAGUUAUAUUAUCUCCCCGAACCAUUGCACUUUUCCCCUUAUAUACCGAAAAGCAAAGGAAAACACCAAGUCAUCAAAUAAAGACACAAUCAUAAAACUGCACAGCAAUGAUCCUGCUAGUGCUACCUCUGUAAGCAUACCACACUGGGUUAACCUUUAUAGCUGAGACACUAACUUGUUCCCCACGACAUUGGCUUUCCAACAAUACCAAACAUGAUUACACUGUAUUAUGGAGAACCCAAGGUUUACAUAAUGCUCAUCCUGUGGGAUGUUACGCAACUGAGCACUGUCUCUUUCCCAUGCGUGCUGACUCCCUGUCAGCACAGGAAAUAGUUUUUUUUUUCUUUGGGGGUCUCAUAAAGGGCACACUUCAGAAAACCGCCCUGCAUUGCCCACCAGUUGGAGGGGUGAAAAAGGGGAAACCCAUUAUUUCUCAGCAACAAUCAACUAUGGACAUGGGACACUAUGGCGCCCUUUACUGUAGUACUUUAUAAAUGGUCGUACAUCUCUAGGAAUUCUGACAGGUCUUUCCUCCCUCAACGAUGAGCCUGUUAAUUAAAUCUGUGCGCAUACUCUAUUGCUGUAUCACGCCCACUUGUGCUAAUGCAUAGUCUACAGGAACGCCUGUAAAAAUCUGUAUGACUUAUAAUUUCUGAUUUAAAUGCACAUUUAAACUAAUACCUUGUAUGCUUACAUCGUUGCCAACAUCUGUGGAUCAGUAAAUAAUUGUACCGAUUUCAGACACAAAUCUUGAAUAUAAGAAACAACCUUACACAUUCUUGGGUACUGUGUACCGUAAAUAAUAAUUUGCCAUUAUAAAUGUUGCCCCCUUUAAUUCAAGCAAGAAACUUGAUUUCAACAAAUGGGAUUUAAUUUUGAGAUUACCCUCUUUAAUUGGCAUCUGUUGCACAGGUUAGCUGUUCUGAUAAUAGGCUUAUACUCAUGAGAGGCUGACGCAAGAAUCACAUCUUAACUUCUGUCUGUUCCACUUAGAAAGCAGAAAAUAAAUCUGUGAACAAUUUAUAAAACUGCAGUAAUGGUUUACAAAUGUAGUGAAUGCUAUACAUAUGUAGCAUUGUGUUUGUUUUUGUUCUUUUAAGAAGUCCAGUGGGCCUAUUUUAUCUCCAUACUUUAUAUAGCCAAUAUAUUUUAUGCUGCUGUACUUAUUGUUAAUCAAGAAUAUUUAUUGAAAAUGAAAUGCUUUUUAUGAAACAAUAUGUACAUUUAAGUACAAUAUAAAAUUUGGAAUUUGGA